UUUUUUCUUUUCUUUUCUUCCUACUACUCUUCAUUUCAACACCAGGGGAGAAAAGUGGCGUUCUUCUUCACUCUCUAACCAUGCGAGGUACAUAGCGGGUUCAAUAGCAGUUAUUUAUAUUGUUUUUCUUUUUGAUUCUGUUCGUGAAUCCACGGCGUCAUGCUACAAAUGCGGUUCUGGCGUCACUGUUCGAGAAAGGGAGAUGAUUAUGUCAGUAUGACAGCUUUCUUAAGUUGGUCGCUGUCACUGUUGCUACUGCUACUGCGUCAGAUACAGCAAUCUUACCUGCAAUGUACGUAUUGCUGGCGUAACGUCCUGUUAGGUGCGCCGUGGGAUUCCUGCCCGGCGGUUUCGUUCUGCGCUCUACAACUUAGUUCGAAACCUGUGUUGGAACUGGCCUGUCAGGCCCUUCUAUACGCGCUCGACGUGGCGAGAAGACAGUCGUCUGUGGAGCUUCGAUACGACGAGCGAACGAGGCCUCGUUCGUAGAUUCAUUGCUGAAAAUGUAUCUAUCGAUUGGGUUGCCUUGUGGAACAGACAAACUUGGAGCUUGGAGGGAGACGAAGGCUUUGCGUGGUCAUGAGAGCGGGCUGCAACGCCGUCGGCUGCAAAGACGAGAGCGUUGGGCUGGUAGCGCAACGGUUGGAGUCACACGCUGGCAAAAAGGUUUGGAUGGCGAUUAUCUCAUCCCGUCUAAACACAGCGCAGUUGAGAAAGGUUGGGACGAACAAAUGCCGCACAGCAUGGUAGCUUGGCUAGGUCGUAAAUUUGGUUAUUUUUCUGCUCUCUUCGCUAGACUCUGAUAGCAGAGCCGCAGAUAGUGACACAGCAAAAUGUCGAUGGCUGUGUUAAUGUGGGCGCAAAUGCGUGGUUAGACACGGAGGGACACGACGAGUAGACUAAGGUACAGAGAGGUACCAUUGCACAUGUGUAUAUGGGCCGGCACUAGCUAGCGGGAAAGCCAUAGGAGCGGAAUCGGCUGUUAGGCGGGAAUGUCAGGACGACUCUGUACGUAGAUGCACAGCAGCAGUAGUCGUAGUAGACGCAUAUGGAGCAGGGAGCCUGAAGCAGAACCGACGUCAACCGGUGCAUGUCAAGGCAAAUGAGUUCGCUGACGGAGGUUUCCGGAAUAUCGAGUUUCACGACGGUGGUCUGGCUAGUAAGAACGGCAUGGCGAAUGCAACGGUCCUCGGGAAGAUUA
Verruconis gallopava is the source of this 1201-nucleotide messenger RNA. RefSeq lists its product as uncharacterized. The record is from RefSeq and is a predicted model, not a curated record. NCBI's taxonomy places the organism in Eukaryota, Fungi, Ascomycota, Dothideomycetes, Venturiales, Sympoventuriaceae. Bases 160 to 489 code for a protein of 109 amino acids. The transcript is spliced from 2 exons.